Molecule: messenger RNA, 2245 nt
Organism: Triticum dicoccoides
Lineage: Eukaryota; Viridiplantae; Streptophyta; Magnoliopsida; Poales; Poaceae
Product: fructokinase-like 1, chloroplastic
Exons: 4
Coding region: 69-1637 (522 amino acids)
Biological process (GO): plastid transcription; chloroplast organization
Cellular component (GO): chloroplast nucleoid
Source: RefSeq, a predicted model, not a curated record
UCGAACGCUCGCUUCUCCCCCUUCCUGCUACCGCUCACCAGCGGCGCAUUCCGAAGAAGAGAGGGGCAAUGGCCAUGGCCGCCGCCUCCCCGUUCCUCCUCCUGCAACCUCUAGCCCCCAAGCCCCAUCGUCCUCUCGGCCCCCUACACCCCAGCCUCCUCCGGACCCGCCUCCUCCGCUGCUCGCCCAACGGCGCCGCGGCGCCGGAGCCCCCUCCUAAACCCACCCUACGCCGCGGGCGGAAGAAGGCGUCGGAGCCGGGCUCGUCGCCGCCCAAGGCGAAGGCGACGAGGCGCAAGACCAAGAAGGCGGGACAGGACUCCGACUCGGAGGGCGAGGAGGAGCCGGCUGUGAAGCCGAAGACCCGCCGGACCAAGAAGUCCCCGAAGCAGGAGGCCAAGCAGCAGCAGGGGGAAGAGGAUGCCCAGGCGGAGGAGCCUCGGAGUCCGGCCCGCGAGGAGGACAACGGCGACGACGGGGCGGAUUUGCCGUACGAGUGGCCGCCGUUGGUGUGCUGCUUCGGGGCGCCGCGGUGGGAGUUCGUGCCGACGGUGCGGGUGUCGGACCAGCAGAUGCACCCGGACCAGUACUCCACGUGGCUGCACCUGCAGUGGGAGCCGCCCGAGUUCGCGCGCUCGCCCGGGAGCGCCUCCAGCAACGUGGCCAUCGCGCUCACCCGGCUCCGCGGCCGCGCCGCGGUGCUCGGCAAGGUCGGCGACGACGACUUCGGCCACGAGCUUGUGUACCGCAUGAACCGCGAGCGGGUGCAGACGCGCGCCAUCAGGUUUGACGGUGCCGCGUCCACGGCCAUCGCCCGGAUGAAGGUGGGGUUCAGGGACAGCGAGGACGGCAAUGGCGGGACAAGUCUGGUGGCCGAGACGGUGAAGAGCUCUGCCGAGGACUCGCUCCAGAAGGACGAGAUCAAUGCAGAUGUGUUGAAAGAGGCCAGAAUGUUGCAUUUCAAUUCAGAAGUACUGCUGACGCCGUCAAUGCACGACACACUCUUCAGAGCCAUUGCGCUGUCCAAGAAAUUUGGAAGCAAAAUAUUCUUUGACCUCAAUUUGCCAUUGCCUUUGUGGAGGUCAAGGGAUGAGACAAAAGAGUUCAUAAAUAGGGCAUGGAAGGAGGCUGAUAUCAUAGAGGUGUCAAGGGAUGAGUUGGAGUUCCUCCUUGAUCACAAGUAUUACGAAUAUAAGCGAGCCACCCCGCCUCAGUAUUAUUUGGAUGGGUUCCAUCUAACAAGGAACUGGCCACAGUACUACCACUAUACCCCUGAAGAAAUUGCUCCGAUUUGGCAUGACGGAAUAAAACUCUUGCUGGUGACCUAUGGAACACUUCGGAUCCACUACUACACACCCAAGUUUCAUGGCUGUGUGGUUGGAACGGAGGAUGCACUCAUAACUCCAACCACAACUGACCGGACGGGUUCUGGUGAUGCUAUUGUUGCUGCUGCUAUUAGGAAGUUGACAACUUGUCCUGAGAUGUAUGAGGACCAGGAUACAUUGGAAAGGGAGCUAAGAUUUGCUGUUGCUGCUGGUAUCAUUUCACAGUGGACUAUUGGUGCCGUGCGAGGGUUCCCCACUGAAAGUGCUACCCAGAACUUGAAGGAGCAAGUAUAUGUGCCUUCUAUGUGGUGAUUGGUGAGCUAGUAAAUCAUUUCUGAUGAAGGAGGCAGAAAUUUAUUUUGCGAGCGUGAUUCAUGAGUGGUGCAGCAGAAGUGAACAGGGAUACUAUUUUACCACAAAAGUUGACAGCAAGCCACAGAGGAAUAUAGAAGUUUAAUGCGAGGAAGUACCUGCAAUAUAUCUGAUGACAGACAAAAAAUGCUACAACAGAAUUCAAUCAUUUCAAUAGCAGCUAAAGGAAAGAAUACAUCAAAUGAACAAGGUACAAGGACGCUUUAAUCAGCGUGUAACACAGGCAGCGAGCCACGCUGCAUACUGUCCAAUCAGCGGGGAACUCUUUUGUGCGAGUGUUUCCAGUCACAGAAGCACUAUUGUAGCACUUCGUGGGGAUAGGAUUGAUUGAUGUGAGACUCCCACUUCUUUUUCUCCUUUUUCUUUUAUAUUUUCUCUUUGUAGACCGGAGAGAAUGCAGCACUCCCGUUCUCUUUUCCUAGAAGCUUAUGUAGAGGUUUUGUAGAGUAAGCAACCCUAGGAACCUCCAGUGUUAUGUUCAUUUGCAGAACUCGGCGCCUCUGCUGGUCAUUUCUAUCUUUAAUCUCCAUGGCCCUUUUUUUUAAACU